Molecule: messenger RNA, 1731 nt
Organism: Talaromyces rugulosus
Lineage: Eukaryota; Fungi; Ascomycota; Eurotiomycetes; Eurotiales; Trichocomaceae
Exons: 5
Coding region: 1-1731 (576 amino acids)
Biological process (GO): transmembrane transport
Molecular function (GO): transmembrane transporter activity
Source: RefSeq, a predicted model, not a curated record
AUGUCCCAUCCAGCUCAUGAUGGUGUUCCUGGUGAUAUACCUGAUGGCACCACUAGUGCCCAUGUCGCCGAUGGUGAUUUGGAGAAACAAGACUCGGGUGAUCCUUAUUAUGGCGCACAGAGGACAGUACAUGAUGAAAAGCGUCGCUCAGACGGUAAAAUCAUCAUUACCGAGGCCGAUGUCUAUGACAAGCUAGGGUUUCGCUUCCCGUGGUGGAAGAAAUGGGUCAUUCUAUCCGUCAUUGCUCUGGUGCAGACUUCAAUGAACUGGAACGCCAGCUUCUACGCUGAUGCGGUCAAGCUCCUGGGAAAGCAUUUUAGUGUUUCUGAACAGGCUGCACGCGUGGGUCAGAUGAUCUUUCUGAUUUGCUACGGCUUUGGAAGUGAGCUGUGGGCUCCCUGGAGCGAGGAAAUCGGACGAUGGCCAAUCAUGCAGCUCAGCUUAUUCUUUGUGAAUAUCUGGCAGAUCCCUUGUGCUCUUGCUCCCAAUUUUGGCACUAUCAUUGUGUGUCGAGGUCUUGGUGGUCUUUCUUCUGCCGGUGGUUCAGUGACUCUUGGAAUGGUGGCCGACAUGUGGGAGCCAGAUGACCAGCAAUAUGCGGUUGCCUUUAUUGUGCUAUCGUCUGUCGCAGGUUCGACAUUUGCCCCGAUUGCGGGUGGACCUGUAGCCGAAUACCUAAGCUGGCGCUGGAACUUCUGGAUCCAGCUGAUCAUUGGUGGUACUGUCCAACUAAUUCACUUCUGGGUGCCAGAAACACGUUGUAGCAUUCUGCUUAAACGAGAGGCUAAGAAACGGCGCAAGAAGGGUGAGAAUGUAUGGAGCAUCGGUGAGGUUGAGAAGAGAAAGUUUUCCAUGAAACCGAUCUUGAUUGUGUGGCUGCGCCCAUUUUUAAUGUUCAUCCGCGAGCCUAUUGUGCUGUGGCUAUCUCUGCUGUCUGGGUUUUCCGAUGCCCUGAUUUUUACCUUCCUGCAAGCGUAUACGCCAGUAUACAAGCAGUGGGGGUUUGGAAGUGUUCGAACUGGGCUUGCAUUCAUUCCGAUUGUUGUCGGAUACGGAAUAGCCUAUGCUUCGUUUUUGCCCUGGAUACACAGGCACACAAAGAUUAGAAAGAGGGAUCCAACCGCUCUACAGCCGGAGUCCCGGCUAUAUUGGCUACUUUAUACUGCGCCUCUUGAAACCAUAGGCCUCUUUGGCUUUGCUUGGACUAGUUUGGGCCCGCCUGGCGUUCACUGGAUAGCCCCGAUGAUAUUUUCCUGUCUGAUUGCGAUAGCAAAUUAUGCAAUCUAUAUGGCAACGAUAGACUACAUGGUGGCAGCCUACGGACCUUACUCGGCUUCAGCGACUGGUGGUAAUGCGUUAGCACGCGAUUUCCUCGCCGGCGUUGCUGCUUUAUAUUCAACCCCGAUGUAUGAGCAUAUGGGAAGGAGGCUGCACCUCGAAUGGCCGACCACGCUUCUAGGCUGCCUCGCAAUCAUUGUGACCGCCCCAAUAUAUAUUUUCUACUGGAAGGGGCCAAGGAUCCGCGAAAAGUCCAAGUUUGCGCAGGUCCUGGCCAGCGAUCGCAAAGCCAAGGGCGAAAUGGCAGUACGGUGCGGAUCUGACACCGAGGGAGCAGAGGCUGUCUAUCUCAGCGGCUCGCGCAGUGCUCAUUUUGGGUCUCAUCGCGGCUCGGAGCCUGCGAAUGAAGCUGGAUCUCAUAGUAUACGCACGGGCCGCAACGAAGCCCAGUAA